UUCUCUAGACUUUUCACUUUUGAGCUUUCCCGGCAGUCCUAAAACCCUAAUUCUGUAUUCAUUUGUUGUAUGUGCAAACGAACAAUAUAGGGCUGAGACUCCGGCUCCAAGCUCUCGGUCCCAUAAUGGCUACCGCCGCCGUCGCCACCUCAUCUGCCGCCACCAUUUUCAACUCCGCCGCGGAUUGCUGCGCUCGCAGAGUUUUCCUUGUUACCAAUCUCCAGGUUCCGACACGGAGCUCUUCCGCCUUUCUGAGAACAAGUAGAACGAUCAACUCUCACUCUCGUGCUGCCUCCUCUAUCUGUACUUCUUCUUCUUCUUCCGUUGUUAAUGCUGCAAUGGCCACCGAGGCUUCUGCAAAGGUUAUUGAUGGAAAAUCAAUUGCCAAAGAAAUCAGAGAAGAGAUAGCUGCUGAAAUAUCAAGGAUGAAAGAGUCUAUAGGGAUCGUUCCAGGACUGGCUGUUAUUCUUGUUGGGGAGAGGAAAGAUUCUGCGACUUAUGUACGCAACAAAAAGAAAGCCUGUGAAUCUGUAUGUAUCAAGUCAUAUGAAGUGCACUUGGCUGAAGACUCCACGGAACGAGAAGUUCUCGAGCAUAUCUCAAGCUUCAAUAAUGAUCCUUCAGUUCAUGGUAUCCUUGUUCAGUUGCCUCUACCAUCUCAUAUGAAUGAGCAGAAUGUCUUAAAUGCGGUUUGUACCGAGAAAGACGUUGAUGGAUUCAGCCCCCUGAACAUUGGUCGCCUAGCCAUGAGAGAUAGAGAACCACUAUUUGUUCCGUGCACGCCCAAAGGGUGUAUAGAGUUGUUGCAUAGAUGUGGCAUUACUAUCAAGGGAAAGAGGGCUGUCGUAAUUGGCAGGAGUAAUAUAGUUGGAAUGCCCGCCGCCCUUCUCUUGCAAAGGGAAGAUGCCACCGUCACUAUAGUCCAUUCGAGAACGAAAAAUCCAGAGGAGAUAACUAGAGAAGCAGAUAUUGUAAUAUCGGCAGUUGGCCAGCCAAACAUGGUGAGAGGUAGCUGGAUCAAGCCUGGUGCCGUUGUCAUUGAUGUUGGAAUCAAUCCAGUUGAGGAUGCCAAAAGCCCUCGAGGGUAUCGGCUAGUUGGAGAUGUUUGUUACGAGGAAGCUAGCAAGAUUGCUUCGGCUAUCACCCCUGUUCCUGGGGGAGUUGGGCCUAUGACCAUUGCUAUGCUUCUCUCUAAUACUCUCGCUGCAGCAAAGAGAGCCCACAAAUUUGAGUGACUUCUUCACAAUCGGUGCAGUUUUACUAAAAAGCCUACAUAGUGUGAUCAGGUAAUUUGCCUGGAGCAAUUUUUGCCUCUGUUCCAGUGUUGAACGAGUCUCUCUUGUCCGAUUCGUUCUAUUACAAGUUUAUAAUAAGUAGUGUCUUAAUCCAGUUUUUGAUCUGGCAGAGUUAUUUGGUGCGAAUUAGACCAAAACUAGGGGGAUCGUCCCAGCAGGUUUUUCAGAAGCACUCUUUCGGUUUCGUAUCUUUUCUAGCUCUCAUUUGGAAUUGGGAGUUCAUCAUUUUCAUGCUAAUAACGUUUCCUGAACAAGAGUCUUCACUGAAAUUAUCUACUUUUAUUUAUGCCUUUUCAGAGAUAGCACUCG
This is a messenger RNA of Erythranthe guttata (spotted monkey flower), 1604 nucleotides long. RefSeq names its product Amino acid dehydrogenase family protein. Lineage: Eukaryota; Viridiplantae; Streptophyta; Magnoliopsida; Lamiales; Phrymaceae. Gene Ontology annotation, cellular component: cytosol. Gene Ontology annotation, biological process: tetrahydrofolate interconversion. Gene Ontology annotation, molecular function: methenyltetrahydrofolate cyclohydrolase activity; methylenetetrahydrofolate dehydrogenase (NADP+) activity. The record is from RefSeq and is a predicted model, not a curated record.